AUGGUCUCAUACACAUUUUCCGCUUUCCUAAUUGUUCUUCUCGGAGUAUGUUCGGCUUUGCCAAUGGAACAGACUGAUGACCAAGCUGAAUUCGAACAAGAAAAUGUCCUAACUCUCAGAGAUCGUACUAGAGAUUGCGAAGAGUUCACUGCCCUAUCCAUGGACAAGACUAACCCCAACUACUGUGUGAUUUUCUCGGCCUGUUGCAACAUGAACUUUGACCCCUUGAACGGAGAUAAAUGUCAAUCGAAGGAAGUGAAAUGCGAUGAAGACGUCUCUGUUUGUGUCUGGCGUAACUGUACUGAGCUUAUCACCACAACCACAACGACUACCUUGGCUCCAACAACUACCCAAUCAGCCUCCAGCUUCGGAUUAUCUUUAGCAGUUUUGGGAGCUUUCUUCGUCCUCAACUAA
Messenger RNA from Auanema sp. JU1783, 414 nucleotides. NCBI's taxonomy places the organism in Eukaryota, Metazoa, Nematoda, Chromadorea, Rhabditida, Rhabditidae. The record is from the annotation of a GenBank genome assembly.